AUAGCUUUGCACACUCUUGACAUUAUUUCAACAAGCUUCAACUGGAAUGCUUUCCGACAUAUGCUGAGCACUUGUUGGCUGCUUUUCCUUCACUGUGUUUUUGAUCAAUUUGAUGUUAUUUUAAAUGGACAAAAAGACGUUGCUUUAAUUUAAAAAACAAGGACAUUUCUAAGAGACCCCAAACUUUUGAACAGUAAUAUAUAUACACACUAUUAGAGAUAUGGAUUAACUGGUAAAGUGUCACAUAACGCCAAACACACACACACAAUAUAUAAGAUCAAUUAGCUACAUUUUUUAUGUAUUAUUUAUGACAGAAAGUGUUACAAGUGGACAUCACGUUUUAUAAAAUGAUGAAAUAUUAUUUUUCCCCGCAAUGCUAUGCUCACGUGUUUUUAAUUUAUUUUUAUGUUUAGCUCUAACUUCCUGGUGACCAACCAACUACACUUGCUCAGUCAGCAAACCUGCAUUUCUGGAAUAACAAGCGGUUUUAAAGUAAAACAUAUUUUCCAGUACGCCUACAUUUAGUCUGGUGUCUAAUUGAGUACACAGCUUGAAGAAGCUUCUAUUGAAAUCGAGUGAAAACAAGAGCUGGCUACCUAAAUUCCAGAACGUAAAAGUGACAUCCCCAGCUAGCCCGCGCUCAUCAACGUGGAGGACGUGGUUGUGCCUUGUGCUUACUGACAGCUGUAGUCAGAGCUAGAAGACAGAUGCAAACUAGAGAAAAUCCUGAGAAGUUUCUAAGAACACGGAAUGUAGUGGAAUGAUAAGUUACUGUUGUCAGUGCAACUUGUUUGACUGGUCUCUGAGAUGGAUGUCACAGCAAAAGCGCAGCCCUGUUCCGUGUUCUAGCCCAACUGGUUCUAGCCCAACUGAGCUGUGUGGCCUGGGCACUCUUGAGUGGCAGUUGGUGAAACUCCACGUGACUGGUUGCUGGGGGCGAUGAGGGUGCGUUGGUCCCGGAAGCUGGGCUUCCUAGCAAAGACCUUCUUCCUGCUGUGGGUGCUAUGGCUGGGCUACAUUCUCCUAGCCCGCUCCACCGCCUCCUCCAUAGGGGCCGAUGGAGGGGAGGACGGAGGGGGCCGCAUCCUGCUGGUCAGGCACUUCUCCCGUGUAGAGGAGCAGGGAGGUGAGCAGCUGGCCAGGCCCGUGUACGUGAAGGCGCCAGCGGACGCCAACGCGCAUGGGGAGUGGGGCCAGGCUACCAGGCUGAACCUCAGCCCGGAGGAGAGGAAGCAGGAAGAGGACAGCGUGGAAAGAUACGCUAUUAAUAUCUUUGUUAGUGAUAAGAUCUCCCUGCACCGACACAUCAAGGACAGCAGGAUGAAAGAAUGCAGAGCUAAGAAGUUUGACUACCGCCGUCUGCCGACCACGUCAGUGAUCAUAGCGUUCUACAACGAGGCCUGGUCCACCCUGCUCAGGACCAUCCACAGUGUUCUGGAGAGCACACCCGCUGUCCUCCUGAGGGAGAUCAUCCUCAUAGAUGACUUUAGUGACCGAGUCUAUCUGAAGUCUCAGCUGGAGCAGUACAUCAGUAACUGGGAGCGUGUCCGCCUCAUCCGCACCAACAAGAGGGAGGGGCUGGUCAGGGCGAGGCUCAUCGGCGCCAGCUACGCCACGGGUGACGUACUGACCUUCCUGGACUGUCAUUGCGAGUGUGUCCCCGGCUGGAUCGAGCCGCUGCUGGAGAGGAUUGGUGAGAAUGAGAGCACUAUCGUGUGUCCGGUGAUCGACACCAUUGACUGGAACUCGUUUGAGUUCUACAUGCAGACAGAUGAGCCCAUGAUCGGAGGCUUCGACUGGAGGCUGACCUUCCAGUGGCACGCUAUCCCUGAGGUCGAACGCAAGAAACGCAAGUCCCGCAUCGAACCUAUCAGGUCUCCUACCAUGGCUGGUGGGCUGUUUGCAGUGAGCAAGGCGUACUUUGAGCACCUUGGCACAUAUGACAUGGGCAUGGAUGUGUGGGGAGGAGAGAACCUAGAACUGUCCUUUAGGGUGUGGCAGUGUGGAGGUUCUCUGGAGAUCCACCCCUGCUCUCACGUGGGACACGUCUUCCCAAAGAAAGCACCCUAUGCCAGGCCCAAGUUCCUCCAGAACACGGUCCGUGCUGCAGAGGUGUGGAUGGACACCUAUAAACAGCAUUUCUACAACAGAAACCCCCCGGCCAGAAAGGAGACCUAUGGGGACAUCUCAGAGAGGGUGGUCAUUCGAGAGAGACUGAAGUGUAACGGCUUUGACUGGUACCUGAACAAUGUCUACCCUGACCUGCAUGUACCAGAGGACAGGGAUGGCUGGCACGGCGCAUUGCUUAGCUCUGGGAUCCAUUCAGAGUGCCUGGACUACAACGCUCCGGAACACAAUCCCACAGGGGCGCACGUCUCCCUCUUCAGCUGCCAUGGGCAGGGCGGCAACCAGUACUUUGAGUAUACGACCCAUAAGGAGAUCCGCUAUAACUCUGUGACUGAGCUGUGUGCCGAGGUCCCCGAGGGACAGAUUUACAUUGGGAUGACACACUGCCCCCACGACAGAACCCCUACACCCCCCACCAUCAUCUGGGAGUUCAGAGAGGACGGGACGCUCUACCACCCUCACUCAGGCAUGUGUAUCACCUCCUACCGCACAGCCGAGGGGCGCACAGACGUCCAGAUGAGAAUCUGCACGUCCGGGGACAAGCAACAGCGCUGGAAGUUUGAGAAUGGGAGGGACGAACCUCACCCUAAGUGACCUUUUGGAGAGAGGGAGAGACUCUCUGCACACUACUGAAUACUUGAUAAAUGUCCUAAUUUAAAGUGCCUUUGCAAACCAAAUGGGUGAGAGAUGGGCUCCACACCUGAGGUGAAAAUAUUUCUCUCUGUCGGAAUUCUUCCUUUACAGUUUACCUCCUCUCACUGUGAGGGCUGAAAAACGAUAAGAAUGUUUGAACGUGUGGUGUCAGUUCAAAAAAGACUGGUUUGAAAGAGGAACAAUGUCAUGGGAAUUCAGUUUUUUUUAAUUCAGUGGGAUAAGCAUAGAUGCUAACAAAUACUAUUGCAUUGAACAAUGUUUUUUAAAUCCUAUUUUUGUUGGGUUUUUUUUUACAGGUAAACCACACAACAAGUCAUCUAAGGGUGUUUCUGGGGUUUGAAAUGAAAAAGUAAAAUGUUUACUAAACAAAUAUGAUUCAUUUAGGGGUCUAAAGGAUUAGUCUUUCCUAUGUGUUGUUAAUCUGGGGUUUGUUACUCAAAUAUAACACUUUGAGAUAGCUAAAUAAUUCCAAACGCUUGGUGUCAUAUGAGACUUACUAUACAAGCCUCAUCUUGUGUGUGUGAAUGAAGUGGACUCUGACACUAGUAGGCUACAUGCGUUCUGUUUGAAGACGGUGUUCAAGGUAGGAUCGGAUUGGGCUGGUCAAACAAGACUUGAAACACUUAAGCAUGCGCUAUGUACAAUUUCACCAUUGCCUGAGGUUGGUGGGACAUUUGACAUGGUUGUUUGGUAGUCUUCACUGUGCUGUGCAAAAACAUUCUUUACACAGGCUGAUUUCCUGUGUCUACAAUGUGCCUAAAAAACCAGAACAGUUGUAUUUGCUGAGGAGUUUUUAACGUGUUUUAAUCUAAAAUCUACUGUGCCUAACAAAAGCAAAAACAUGUUAAUUUCACUUUCAUAGUAGCAAUAUUCUCAUAUGGGUGUUUGUCUGCAGCAAUAUUGUCUGCUCUCUUGCGUAGCCUCACCAUUUAAGCUAGCACAUGUCAUGGCAUUGCUUACUGUAGCAUUCAUCAGUUGUUGAUCUCUCAAGGGCUUGAUACUCUUAAAUGCCCAGUGCAGACAAAAUUAUUUUUUUCCUGUGUUUUGUAUCAUAUUGUACAACUGCUGAUGAAACAAACACUGUAAAAGCUAGAAAAUGUGAUCAGUGUUGGUUCCUGAUAGUUUCUGAUUGAAAAUAAAUCUACACAGGACUUUCUAAACAGCAGGUCUUGCAUGGAUGGAGUUUUUUGACUGCCUGGUGACAUCACCAGGUGGUAAAUUAGUUAAUAGAUCAAUAACAAAGAGUUCCAAACCUCUUGGCCAAUAACAGCUAUUUUUCCCUUCCCCAGACUUACAUCAAUGCAGCCUUUGUAUCAGUACCUGAAACUUCAACAGCACCAGCACUCUGCUCAAUCCACUAAACCGAACUUUUCCUAAAAUAACUUUUCUGGUUCACUUGAUUGGGAUUCUACAACCAAUGGAGAUUAAUAAUCAUGUGUGUUGCCAUUGAAGUGCUUAUUGAAAUCAGCUAUACUGCCGAAGACUGCUCUUCCUAAUGCAGUCUUUUUUUGUGGUGCUUUGCACUAGGGCCUUUUUUAAAUCAAAUAUUUGUACUGAAUGGUUGAUCUUUCAAAGCUUUUAUAUGAUUCUAUGAAUUCUUUUUUAUUUCCUUUUGUAAAUGAUACUUUUUGGUAUGAAGGGACCUGAAUGGGAUGGGGCUUAUUUGAACUACUGUACCGAUUUAAUAAGCAUAAGAGACGGUGGGGAAUGUUUGUACCGGUGAAGCAUGAAAGGGUUCAAAUAAAGUUGGGAGUUUUGAAAGAUUGCUCAAGAGAUCAAUUAAUGCCUUUUUAACUCACUGGCCAAUGACUAUUAAAAUCAAGAAUCCAAAGGUG
Messenger RNA from Oncorhynchus masou masou (cherry salmon), 4616 nucleotides. RefSeq names its product polypeptide N-acetylgalactosaminyltransferase 4-like. The record is from RefSeq and is a predicted model, not a curated record. Gene Ontology annotation, cellular component: Golgi apparatus. Gene Ontology annotation, biological process: protein O-linked glycosylation. The transcript has 12 exons. The coding region runs from base 940 to 2721 and encodes 593 amino acids. Lineage: Eukaryota; Metazoa; Chordata; Actinopteri; Salmoniformes; Salmonidae. Gene Ontology annotation, molecular function: polypeptide N-acetylgalactosaminyltransferase activity.